Messenger RNA from Brienomyrus brachyistius, 978 nucleotides. RefSeq names its product phosphoglycerate mutase 2 (muscle) (gene pgam2). Gene Ontology annotation, biological process: glycolytic process. Gene Ontology annotation, molecular function: intramolecular phosphotransferase activity. The transcript is spliced from 3 exons. Lineage: Eukaryota; Metazoa; Chordata; Actinopteri; Osteoglossiformes; Mormyridae. The coding region runs from base 86 to 853 and encodes 255 amino acids. The record is from RefSeq and is a predicted model, not a curated record.
GCUGUAACUGAAGCUUGCUGUGCCCCAAAGGGAAGGGUCAAGCCACCACUCUGCUCGUGACGGUAAAAGUGUGUGAGGAACUGCCAUGACCACCGCCCACCGCCUCGUAAUCGUGCGUCACGGCGAGAGCACGUGGAACCAGGAGAACCGCUUCUGCGGCUGGUUCGAUGCCGACCUGAGUGAGAAGGGGCUGGAGGAGGCCCAGCGCGGGGGGCAGGCCAUCCGGGACGCCGGCCUCAAGUUCGACAUCUGCUACACGUCCGUGCUAAAGCGCGCCAUCAAGACACUGUGGACCAUUCUGGAGGGCACGGACCAGAUGUGGCUGCCCGUGGUGCGCAGCUGGAGGCUGAACGAACGCCACUACGGUGGCCUAACAGGCCUCAACAAGGCGGAGACGGCGGCCAAGCAUGGAGAGGAGCAGGUGAAGAUCUGGCGCCGAUCCUUUGACAUCCCACCCCCUCCCAUGGACCAGGAGCACCCCUAUUACAAGACCAUCAGCGAGUCGAGGCGCUACAAGAACCUGAAGGAGGGGGAACUGCCCAGCUGCGAGAGCCUCAAGGACACGAUCGCACGAGCUCUGCCAUUCUGGAACGAGCACAUCGUGCCGGAGAUCAAGGCUGGGAAGAAUGUUCUCAUCGCAGCGCAUGGCAACAGUCUCCGUGGCAUCGUCAAGCACCUGGAGAACAUGUCCGACGCCGCCAUCAUGGAGCUGAACCUCCCCACCGGUAUCCCCAUUGUCUACGAGUUGGACCAGGACCUGAAGCCUGUUAAGCCCAUGCAGUUCCUGGGCGACGAGGAGACUGUUCGCAAGGCCAUGGAGGCUGUGGCAGCGCAGGGCAAAGUCAAAAAGUGAGUCACUUCAGGGCUGGAAGGAGCCGUUUGGUCCUGAGGCCCGACAGUCACUGGGAGCCCGGAGCAGGCAGCACAAGUUCAGCCAAGCCAGAGCCGUCCAAGAAUAAUAAAGCCUUUUUUUAUGGA